GAACGCCACACGGUUUGUCGUUCGACAAAUAAAUUCGACCCUGAGAGUCUUCUCUCUGUAUACCAGCUGAGAUCAGCUGAUCGUUAGUGUAUACACUACUCCGGCAAACAUGAACGGUUAAUGAUCAACCCCCUUAGAGCAGUAGAGGUCCUGCCAUUUCGUCACACUCGCUUGCCGGCACACACGGAGUAGUUUCCGCGGGCAGUCAGAGGGGUUGGACCGACCAUGGUUGUCUGUACGGCUAUACUGGGGAUUCUAAGAUCCACGGGUGGGGUGGGGGGCGUGAGGAAGGUAGCGUCAAGAUGGCUUACAGUCACAUCUUACAGACCUUACAGCGUUGCAGUGCAAGUUGGCCACAACUCCAUAACGGAGAAGACCGUUUUACACAAGUACAUGAGUUUACCCCAACCUGACGACAAAGUCCAGGUGUCGUACGUGUGGAUAGACGGAACAGGAGAGGCGCUCAGGUACAAGACCAAGACGGUUAAUUUCGAGCCAAGCAGCCCCGAAGAACUGCCACAGUGGAGUUUUGACGGCUCGAGUACAGGCCAGGCGCAGGGCCACAACAGCGACAGAUAUCUCCAACCAAUCGCCAUGUUUAGAGAUCCUUUUAAACUGGGGAAAAACAAACUGGUGUUGUGUGACGUGUACGACCAGGAUAUGCAGCCGGCAGAGAGUAACAGAAGAAAGUCGUGUAUGGACGCGAUGAUUCCCGUGAUGCACCAGGAGCCAUGGUUCGGAAUGGAGCAGGAGUACACCUUACUGGAUGUGGACGGACAACCCUUCGGCUGGCCUAAACGGGGCUUCCCCGGCCCGCAAGGUCCGUACUACUGUGGUGUGGGUGCAGACCGUGUGUUCGGACGGGACAUAGAGGAGGCGCACUACCGGGCAUGUCUGUACGCAGGCAUAGAUAUCUCAGGGACCAACGCCGAAGUCAUGCCUUCACAGUGGGAGUACCAGGUCGGGCCGAGUGUCGGUGUGGCCCUGGGUGACCACAUGUGGAUGGCACGGUUCCUACUGGACCGGGUAGCGGAGGACUUCGGCGCCGUGGUCAGUCUCCACCCGAAACCCGUGUCUGGCGACUGGAACGGCGCGGGAGCUCACAUCAACUUCAGCACUAAGGCCAUGAGGGGAGACGGCGGCCUCAAAUUUAUAACAGAAGCCUGUGAGAAGCUGGCGGCUCGCCACAAACACCACAUCGGGAAAUACGGCAAGAACAACGAGCUGCGUCUGACCGGGCUGCACGAGACCUCCAGCAUGGACCGCUUCUCAUUCGGUGUGGCGGAUAGGAGCGCCAGUGUGCGGAUACCAAGAGCCGUGCAGGAUGCCGGGAAGGGCUACCUUGAGGACCGCAGACCGGGGUCCAACUGUGACCCAUAUGCCGUCAUAGAGGCGCUGGUCCGGACCUGUCUUCUGGACGAAGUGGACUAGGGUCGUAAGCCUGUCGUACUAUCCCCCUCACAUUAAGCGAAAAUCGAUCGGACGACGAGUCUGCGAGCUCUGAAUUACGAGGAGGUAUGACCCUGCUGCCGACGAAGAAAUGGCAGAGUUCC
Molecule: messenger RNA, 1553 nt
Organism: Branchiostoma floridae (Florida lancelet)
Lineage: Eukaryota; Metazoa; Chordata; Leptocardii; Amphioxiformes; Branchiostomatidae
Product: glutamine synthetase-like
Exons: 8
Coding region: 226-1431 (401 amino acids)
Cellular component (GO): cytoplasm
Molecular function (GO): glutamine synthetase activity
Source: RefSeq, a predicted model, not a curated record